AUGGAUGGGCUGCAGAGGUUCCUGGAGAUUUACAUGCUAGAGGUGAGGCACAAACUCUAUAACUACACCAUUUGAACUGCCCCUAGUUGUCUCCUGCAAGUCAAAAAAGUGACUAUUUAUAGAAAAUAAUGGUUAAAUUUCUGUGAUGGUUUCUAUAAUCCUUUGCCUCUCAAAUAGCUUUCAUUAACUGUCACUUGCAUAAUACCCACGUAUGAGCCCUAAAUAUUUGGUCAUUCUACAUAAGUUUUUUUACCAGGCCCAAAGGUGACCAUGGUAGUUGGACAGUUUUGUAAUUCUAGUUUCCCUGUUGAAUGCAUAGUGAGAUGUAGCCAAGCCUCUUUAUGAAACAGAGGUUUGAGUUGACCUUAAGAUCAGUUAAUAAUAAUAAUUGAUAUAUUAUGAAAAGCAGCAAGACUUUGUAUUAAAACAAAAUCAACUCUUGCCCUCUUGUGCACAAAGGCCUGGUUUCUCACUGCACUGUAAACUAUACUAUUGUGUUGCACAAAAUGACAUAAUACAUAAUCAAGACACAUAGGAAAAGGGUGAAUAGGAGACAGUUGGAUAUUUAUUCAAUUAAGUACAGUAGUAUCAACAUUAACUGUUGCAUGUUUUCCUUUUUUUAUCCUGAGGUUAUCUCUAUGAAGUUUGCCAAAAACCCUUGGGCCUGGGGGAUUCAUGUGUGUUGUACAGAUUGUUAUGAAGCGAGAGAAGUAACUGAUGAUGCAUUUGGCGACAAAAAGUUCCAGCACCAAAACCUGAACAGAAUUGAUGAAGCAGUGCGAGACGUGUCAAUGGCCUAUGGACUUGCUGCAGUGCAGAGCUUUAAAGCAAGUGAACUGUUUCCUACUCAAGCCUCACUUGAUGCACAUAAAAAGGCUAAUGGAAACCAUCAUGACUUGUUGUUGAGUUCUUUCAACAAAUGGAUUGAAUGCCAGAGCAGGAAAGUUCAGUUUCGUUAUCAAAGCCAGCUAUUUACCCUCUUUGGUCCCCUAAGAGAAUUGUACCUUUCAUAUGUGAAGUUUGGUGAUGGUGUUGCCCUUGAAGCUGUUUGGAUGUUGAUGCUACCAUUAUUUGCCCAGCUGCAAAAACGUAAUUACUGGACAGAAGCUUUCGCACAUGUUGUGAACCUUACUGCAGCAUGGCCUAUUGUUACACGGAAGCUGAUGCAAAACAAUUGUUCUGUCAGCAUAAAAGGAAGAGAAGGACAUAAGAUUGCCCUUGAUGAAUGGGUGGAACCAUACCUGGUGCAACCUCUGAAGAAUUAUGCAACAGGUAAGCUGCUACUGACAAAAACAAAUGUUGCCCGAUAUUGAUUCCUAAGUAAUUUAACGAGGGUGGUGAGGGGGGGUUACCCAUAAGAGUUACGUGUACCAAUUCUUUCUGAAAAGUUGUUCUUGGCAGCAUACAUUUUGUUGUUUAGUACCCUAAAAGGCAUAAGGGUAACUGUAACAGUGGUCAUUUUUUACUCCAACACCCUUUGUUACUGAACUGCGAAUUUUAAACCCUUAAAUAGGUAUGGUAAUCUUUGUGUGUGCAUUAUAUCUUUAAACCCUCAACCCAACUUUUUCUUUAUUGAUAUGUUUAGGACAUUCAGGUGUGGAAGUCCUCAAGUUGCUUACAGUGAACUUGGAUGCGCUUGGGGCAAUACGAAAUGCUUACGGAGGUCGGGAGGCUUUUAAUGUUAAUUUGACAAGCCGCCAUAGUGAGCAGAGCCCAUUUCCGGACCAACUAAAAGGAAUGUGGUUUUGUUUGAAACAAAAGUUCUUUGAGCCUCCUGAGGACCAGGAUUUCAUCCCAAAGCUCUCUUACAAGGGUGAAGAAAUUGGCAGGGUUUCUACCACACUGGUCAUGUGUAUGAGAAAGGAAAAGACAACGUAG
Molecule: messenger RNA, 1878 nt
Organism: Porites evermanni
Lineage: Eukaryota; Metazoa; Cnidaria; Anthozoa; Scleractinia; Poritidae
Source: the annotation of a GenBank genome assembly